UCUUUCUUUUUUAACCAGCCGUCUGUCACUUUUUUUUCCUCUCCGUUACCGUGGAUCAUUUUUGUGUGGACAUUACCGCGGAAUGGGAACAGCUGGAUUUAAUCUUUUGCACAACUACACUGCAUGAAUGUGUCGCGUAAUGCAACCGAGAAGAGCUGCCUUCGUUGGGAGAGGGGAAGAUAUUUAUGUUUCGGGACUGUUUUUGUUAUAGAGUAGCUAGUUGCUAGCGCUGGCUGGCUAGCGACUGUUCAAGGCUACUUGGAUAAUAUUGGUGUUGUGUGUUUUGUUAGUUUUUUUUGCAAGGAUGCUACGGUGGAUACGACAGCAGCUGGGCUUUGAUCCCCCCCAUCAGAGUGAGACCAGGACGAUUUACGUAGCGAACCGUUUCCCCCAGCAUGGCCUCUAUACACCACAACGCUUUGCUGACAACAGAAUCAUCUCAUCCAAGUACACAAUUUGGAAUUUUGUCCCCAAGAAUCUGUUUGAGCAGUUCAGGAGAAUAGCCAACUUCUAUUUUCUCAUUAUCUUCCUUGUACAGUUAAUGAUAGACACCCCGACCUCCCCAGUCACCAGCGGUCUGCCUCUCUUCUUUGUGAUCACAGUUACUGCCAUAAAACAGGGCUACGAGGACUGGCUGAGACACAAGGCUGACAAUGAAGUGAACGGGGCUCCAGUCUUUGUGGUUCGCAGUGGAAGUCUGGUCCAGACAAGAUCCAAGAAUAUCAGGGUGGGGGACAUUGUUCGUGUGGCUAAAGAUGAGACGUUCCCAGUUGACCUGGUGUUGCUGUCCUCGGACCGUGCAGAUGGCACAUGUCACAUCACCACGGCCAGCCUCGAUGGGGAGACCAAUCUUAAGACCCACUUCUCUGUGGCAGAGACAUCAGUGUGUCAGUCUGUUUCCAAACUGGAGGCCCUGCAGGCUGUGGUGGAAUGUCAACAACCAGAGGCUGACCUGUACAGGUUUGUUGGUCGGAUGACAGUGACUCAACAAGGAGAAGAGAUAGUCAGACCGCUGGGUCCAGAAAACCUGCUGCUGCGAGGAGCAAGGUUGAAAAAUACCAAAGAGAUUUUUGCUCUGGCGGUUUACACCGGGAUGGAGUCCAAGAUGGCCCUCAACUAUAAGUGCAAGUCCCAGAAACGCUCUGCAGUAGAGAAGUCCAUGAAUACCUUCCUAAUCAUCUACCUGGUCAUCUUGCUGUUCGAGGCCGUACUCAGCACCAUCCUGAAGUACGCAUGGCAGGCUGAGGAGAAAUGGGACGAGCCUUUCUACAACCAAAUGACUGAACAAGAGAAAAACAGCAGUCCGAUCUUGAAGUUCAUCUCAGAUUUCCUGGCAUUUCUGGUCCUCUAUAACUUCAUCAUCCCCAUCUCGCUCUACGUUACCGUGGAAAUGCAGAAGUUCAUGGGCUCCUUUUUCAUUGGCUGGGAUUUGGACCUUUACCACGAAGAGAGUGACCAGAAAGCUCAGGUCAACACUUCUGACCUCAAUGAGGAGCUGGGACAGGUGGAGUACGUGUUUACUGAUAAGACGGGUACGCUAACGGAAAACGAGAUGCAGUUCCGCGAGUGUUCAAUUAACGGAACCAAGUACCGUGAAGUUAACGGCAAACUGGUACCAGAGGGAGUGACCGACGAUUCACCAGAUGGUUCUUCACCUCCCCUGACUGGUGAAGAAUUGUUAUUUCUCAAGGCGGUAUCGUUGUGUCACACGGUUCAGAUCAGCUUUGAUCAGCCAGACUGCCUGGCUGGGGGAGGAGAUCCAUUCUCCCAUGCAAACGGUUUCUCUUCCAACCACAUGGAGUACUACGCCGCUUCACCAGACGAGAAAGCUUUGGUAGAGGCGGCUAAGAGAAUUGGAGUGGCCUUCACACUCUGCAGCGGAGAAACCAUGGAAAUCAAAACAUUUGGCAAAUCAGAGAAGUACAAACUGCUCCAUGUAUUAGAGUUUGAUGCCGACCGCAGGAGAAUGAGCGUCAUACUUGAGACUCCUUCAGGGGGCCAAGUGCUGUUCACCAAGGGAGCAGAGUCAGCCAUCUUGCCUUUCACUACCAGUGGUGAGAUAGAAAAGACGAGACUUCACGUUGACGAGUUUGCCUUGAAAGGUUUGCGGACCCUGGUGGUAGCAUGUCGCCACUUCAGCCCAGAGGAGUACAUUGAUGUGGACAGGCGUCUGAACAGUGCGCGCACCGCGCUGCAGCAGAGAGAGGAGAGACUGCAGGAGGCCUUCACCUACAUAGAGAAAGAUAUGCAUCUCCUGGGAGCAACAGGGGUGGAGGACAAACUCCAAGACAAAGUCCAGGAGACCAUUGAGGCUCUACGGCUGGCAGGAAUUAAAGUAUGGGUGCUGACGGGGGACAAACAUGAGACCGCGGUCAGUGUCAGCCUGUCCUGUGGUCACUUCCACAGAACCAUGAACAUCCUGGAGCUCCUGCAGCAGCGCUCUGACAACGAGUGUGCCGAGCAGCUCCGCAGACUGGCUAGGAGGAUAAAGGAGGACCAUGUCAUUCAGCAUGGGUUGGUUGUGGAUGGAGCCAGUUUGUCUUUAGCGCUGAGGGAACACGAGAAGCUCUUUAUGGAAGUGUGUAAAAACUGUUCAGCCGUGCUGUGCUGCCGCAUGGCCCCACUGCAGAAAGCUAAGGUGGUGCGUCUUUUAAAAACAUCUCCAGAGAAACCCAUCACCUUAGCUAUUGGGGACGGAGCCAAUGAUGUCAGUAUGAUACAAGAAGCCCACGUGGGGAUAGGUAUCAUGGGGAAGGAGGGUCGUCAGGCCGUGAGGAACAGUGACUAUGCAAUUGCCAGAUUUAAGUUCCUGGCUAAACUACUGCUCGUCCACGGUCACUUCUACUACAUUCGAAUAUCUACGCUUGUACAGUACUUUUUCUACAAGAAUGUGUGUUUUAUCACGCCCCAGUUUUUAUACCAGUUCUUCUGUCUGUUUUCACAACAAACUCUGUAUGACAGUGUUUAUCUGACACUGUACAACAUCUGCUUCACCUCGCUGCCCAUCCUGGUGUACAGUUUGUUUGAACAGCUGGUCCAUCCACACGUCCUGCAGAAUAAACCAGGCCUGUACAGAGACAUCAGCAAGAACUCUCUGCUGAAUUUCUGGACGUUCCUGUACUGGACUCUGUUGGGCUUCUGUCACGCCUUAAUCUUCUUCUUCGGAUCCUACAUACUGAUGGGAGAAGACACCACACUUAUGGGCAACGGGCAGAUGUUUGGAAACUGGACCUUUGGAACGCUUGUCUUUACUGUCAUGGUCAUCACCGUCACAUUAAAGCUUGCAUUAGAGACUCAUUUCUGGACGUGGAUGAACCAUUUUGUGACAUGGGGUUCGAUUGCCUUCUACUUCAUCUUCUCUCUCUUCUAUGGAGGCAUCAUCUGGCCGUUCCUCCACACCCAGGACAUGUACUUCGUCUUCGUGCAGCUGCUGUCUAGCGGCUCAGCCUGGUUCGCCAUCAUCAUUAUCGUCAUAACUUGCCUGUUUCCUGACAUAGUGAAGAAGGUCUUCUACCGACAUCUGCAGCCCACCAGCACACAGAAGAGUCAGUCUCUACCAGCCGCCCAGGCGCAGACCCUCAGCUGUAUGGAGUCCCUGUGCUGCUACCAACAUGGGCAAAGCGGCUGUUCCCGCCUGGCCCACCUCCUGGAGCAAAUGACCAGGCAGUGCCAGGCCAGCGCCGACCAUUGUCACGCAUCCAGCAACAGGUGGGGAGGACAACAACGGCAAGAUAUGAUUUUGAAACCCGAUGAACCCUCUCCACCUCUUGGUUGCAAAAAUUUGGGCUGCACGCCUGAAGGUUUCAGCUCAUAAUAUGGCUUCUGCUCUACUGUAAGUUUUUCUUGUUCAGAUCUAUACCAGGUUGAAUACAGUUGUGCGGGGGAAGUUGGGGUCUCAAAACGGUCAUGGGGUGCGGUUUAACGAGCCUUUGGGGACGACGGCCAAUGGAGGAGUUAUAGAGGCAGAAGAUGUGUUGAUCAAGCCAUCAUGGACCGCACUGUUAUGAGUUUUAUUAUUUUCAUCAGAGUCCAUGUGGAGAGAGUAAGGAGUCUGGACAUCCAAAGUGUGCUUCACCUCAUAUCUACACUAGUGUACUAUCAGAAAUAUAUCAGUACACCUUGUAACCAAAAGUAUAGAGACCAAUGACUGAGUAGAUUGUGAUGGCCAUGCCGUCUACAUCACAUAGCAUGCUGAUGUGGAUGUUUGACAGCCCAGCCAGGGAGAAUAUGAAUCCCAGUAUUUUUUUAUUUAGACCCUUAGAAUGAAGACCUGCUGUGAUCUACAGGCACCCAACAGGUCUCAAUACUACACAAUAUAACCUGUAUAGCCCAUACAUUAAGGGCAGGUCUGUAACACCUCUUGUGUUUACGUCUUAAUCAUCUAUGCUAUGAUCUGUUCUUCUGUCUGUCUCCUCUGGUUCUGUUUCUGUUCAGUACUCCCCUUCAAAUCAGAGAGAUUAUUGACCAAAUGGGGGUUAGCCUGAUUAGCCAGUUUUCUAGGGAAACUCUUAAAUCCGUAUUGCACUUUAACAUAUGACUCCCAUGUGUCUUGUUAUGCUGACUGGUUAGCUUUGGGUUGAUUCCUCUAUUGUAAAGGAGCUCUUCAUGUUCAUCGUAGGGCUUCUACACUCCACUAGAGACGAGGCUAGGUAAUGGUUAGCUGGUCAGAUUGUAAAUGAUCCAUCUGCUUGUGAAGAGCUGUGAGAAGGCUUCACUAGUGUGAGGUUGUGGCAAAUUAGCUUUCAAGCUGCAGCGAGCAUAUUGUCGCCACCCCUAAAUGGCAGCGGGGAGGUAACUGACAUUUAAGGAUUUCAGUGCCCAGAAGUAAUAAAACAUGAUGUCAGAGUUUACUGCACAAAAGUGAACUCUCAGUUAGUGCAGACAGGUCUUUCUUCCUCUGCUGCAGCUCCACUUAAAAGAUGAAACAGAAGCAACCGGAUGCAUUCAUGAAAUAUUGUGCAGAGUGCAGCUUUAAGGACGGGAAAGCUGAGUUCACAGUUUGCUGGUCUGCCCAGUCUGCGCUUUCAAUGUUGUUGUGUCUCUUUUUUUUCUUUUCUUUUUUUUUAAACCUGAAUGCCAGUGACUCAGUAGGAUCAUUGAUUAAUUGACCUGAUCAGCUCUUUCUGCUGAGCAAUCAAUAUUCCCCAAAACAGCUUGGGACCCUCGGUAUUGAUUAGAUUAAUAAUGAAGAUGUAGCAUUCUUGUUCUUUGUAUUCAUUGUGAGUCUUUUUGCAGUGAACCUUGCACAGAGUCAUGUGGCGUGGGCUCGCAUGUUUGUUCAUUUAUGACUGUGUGUGUGUGUGUAUGUAUGUGUGUGUGUAAAAGUAAUAACGGCAUGCAGGUCAGAUAAGGGAAGCACUGUUCCUAACACCCCUCACACACACACACACCCUCCCUUCCCCUCCAGCCCCUCUGGAUAGCAACCUGCAGACUCUCUGUGGUCGACUAGAGGACUGUGUCGUCGCCGUCAGUCAGGCUUUGGGGAAACAGCGGUCUUAUGAGUAAUAUCAUAGCCGAGAUGUAAAAUUAUGACCAUCUGUAAUGACGUCUUGGUGACUAAUCUUGGCCUGUGUGCAAUUAAUUAACAUCGCAGGCAUCCUCUGAUCAUUUUAAACUUUUUCUUUCAGCCCAUAGGGAGAAUAAAACGAGUCAUUCAUCUUAAUAUUCACUUUCUUAAUUAUCCCUCUGACAAUAUCGUGUGGGAUAUGCAGGACGAAAUAAUCCAUUUCAAUUGUUUGUCAGGGUGAAAGAAAGGAAACGUUUCCCCCAUUGCUAGUUGGCCAAAUUACCACUAAUUGCAUGAUUCAAUUUAGAUGAAUUUCUUCCUGUGGGAAUGAUUGAUUUGUUUUCUGACCUUAGCACAAAGCAAACAAUUGGAUUCUUCCUAUUAAAGAAACGACAGCCAAUUUGUACUCCCAGAAGGAUAAUGCUAAACAAUGAUGAAUACAGGUAAAAUGCUCUGAUUAGGCGUGCUCUAUACUGUAAAAUACACAAAAAAAACAUAUACAGUAAGGUUAACUUUAUUGAUCCCCAAUUUAUAGACUUAGGGAUGAAUCUGCAAGUCUAGUUUUUUAUCCAUCCUCUCCUUUUCUACCCCUGUCCUCUUCAUCUUCUCAACCCUCUUCUUCACCUUCUCUGUAGGCAGAAAACUACACAGAAUGAAUGAAAGACUAGUGAGACUCAGUCCACAUUUGGCCUUAAUGCUAGGAUACUGCCAUACAGAAGGUUCUACAUUACAUAUUAAUGAUAAUAUGAGUGGAAGAGACACAUACAGCAAGCAUAUUUAAAACGUCUAUAACAGGUCAAGUAUUUAAUCUGUCAUUUAUUUGAAGCUCGACUGUAGCUGGCUGCUCGACUUGGGCGCCUGUCGUUGCGGUGCUGAACGCUGGCCCACAGCUGAGUCAUGGCUGGGAGGGUGAUGGGGAUGGCACUGGCAACAAAGCGAGAACUGACACGGAUGUCAGGAGUCCAGAUGUUUUCCAAAAUAAACUAAACAGAUAUGCCCGUCGUGUGUAGUUGUCACACCUCAGUAGCUGCGUCUCCAUUCAAAAUGUCAAGCAAUUUGUUCCCCUUGACCUUUGAAAUGUUAAAUAAGAGAAUGCAGAUGAGGAGAGACAUAAGGCGUUUUGGAUGGAUCGUAUAUCCACGGCAAAAAUGUAGGUGCACAUAAUCAAAGCCACUCCUGAUUGUAACGUCAUGAUCUCAUCACACUGUGCGCAUCACAAUACGUCUUUUUCUUUUUUUUGCUACUUCCUGUAUCUAUUAAUCUUUUUCUAUUGGAUCCUGAAGCCUUAUAUGUGCUUUUAAGAAGAGGCCAAC
This is a messenger RNA of Scomber scombrus (Atlantic mackerel), 6819 nucleotides long. RefSeq names its product ATPase phospholipid transporting 11B (gene atp11b). Gene Ontology annotation, molecular function: ATP hydrolysis activity; ATP binding; magnesium ion binding. Bases 305 to 3814 code for a protein of 1169 amino acids. Lineage: Eukaryota; Metazoa; Chordata; Actinopteri; Scombriformes; Scombridae. The transcript is spliced from 29 exons. Gene Ontology annotation, biological process: phospholipid translocation. The record is from RefSeq and is a predicted model, not a curated record. Gene Ontology annotation, cellular component: plasma membrane; endoplasmic reticulum; recycling endosome.